Messenger RNA from Fraxinus pennsylvanica, 408 nucleotides. The record is from the annotation of a GenBank genome assembly. Lineage: Eukaryota; Viridiplantae; Streptophyta; Magnoliopsida; Lamiales; Oleaceae.
AUGGGAAAAUCUCCGCGCCUUUCGAAAGGGCGGCGCGAAUCGAAGAACGAAAGGAGCGAGAAAAAGAGGAAGAGGCCGACGAUGGAGGACGAAGAAAGUAGUGGCGGAGAGGCCGAGAAACAGCGGGGUUUUCGGCUGUCGGAGGUGAUUUCAGAUUGCAUAAAGCGAUGGUUCGUUGAUACUCUCAAGGAGGCCAAGGCUGGGGAUAUCAACAUGCAGGUGCUCGUCGGCCAGAUGUAUUACAGUGGUUACGGCGUGCCCAGAGAUGCCCAAAAGGGAAAAAUUUGGAUAACAAAAGCUUCAAGGGUGAGAUCUUCAGUUUGGAAAGUCAGUAAUAAACGCCCAGGUUAUAAUGCAAGUGAUUCUGAUUCGGAUUCAGAUUCAGAUGAACCAGUUGAGAAUUCAUGA